Molecule: messenger RNA, 1743 nt
Organism: Neohortaea acidophila
Lineage: Eukaryota; Fungi; Ascomycota; Dothideomycetes; Mycosphaerellales; Teratosphaeriaceae
Product: homoserine O-acetyltransferase
Exons: 1
Coding region: 17-1609 (530 amino acids)
Biological process (GO): L-homoserine metabolic process
Molecular function (GO): L-serine O-acetyltransferase activity; homoserine O-acetyltransferase activity
Source: RefSeq, a predicted model, not a curated record
CACUUCCAUCCACACCAUGGCAUUAAUCCCGACAGUGGGAAGGACGGCCUGCUCCUUCCUUCGCAGUGCCCCACGUGCGGUGCGCAAAACCAAUCCUCGCAGCCGAAUCAUCGCAUCCUCCUCCCAUUCUCGAAGGCUGUUCAAUGCCGGAAUCCUCCACCAAGCUCAAUCCGCCGCCCAACCCGCCGAAUCCCCCUCUUCCAACCCCCAACUCUCCUUUCCAUGUCUCGAUAGCGCCGAGAACAAAAGCCGCGAACUCACCAGCAAACGAUCCCUUGCCGGCCCCGAACCUGACUACACGACAGGUGAACACCAGACCUUCCACUGCUCCGAGCCACUCUUGCUCGACUGGGGUGGUGUGUUGCCAUCCUUCGACAUUGCUUGGGAGGCAUGGGGCACGCUGAACGCAGACAAGAGUAAUGCCGUCCUCAUCCACACAGGACUGUCCGCGAGUAGCCACGCACACAGCACUGAGGCCAAUCCCAAGCCUGGCUGGUGGGAGAAAUUCAUUGGACCUGGCGCACCGCUCGACACGAACAAGUAUUUUGUCAUUUGCACUAAUGUGCUAGGCGGCUGCUAUGGCUCGACGGGACCAAGCAGUCUAGAUCCCGUCAGUGGGAAGCGGUAUGCCACCAGCUUUCCCAUCCUCACCAUGUCCGACAUGGUGCGCGGCCAAUUUCGACUGCUCGACUCCAUGGGGAUUCAAAAGUUGUACGCGAGCGUCGGCUGCAGCAUGGGCGGAAUGCAAUCUUUAGCACUGGGGAUCCAAGACAAUGAGCGGGUAGGCCGCAUCGUCUCCGUCUCCGGCUGCGCUCGCAGUCAUCCCUACAGCAUAGCGAUGCGCCACACGCAACGUCAAGUCCUCAUGAACGACCCUGCAUGGGCCAAGACGCGAGGCAACUACUACGAGAGCAUGCUCCCUCACCGCGGGAUGAAACUCGCGCGCGAAAUCGCGACAAUCACCUAUCGCUCCGGGCCGGAAUGGGAAAAGCGAUUCGGCCGUGCACGCGCCGACCCCAGCAAACCGCCUGCCCUCUGCGCAGACUUCCUCAUCGAAACCUAUCUCGACCACGCAGGGGAGAAAUGGUGUCUGCAAUACGAUGCCAACAGUCUACUCUACAUCAGCAAAGCAAUGGAUAUUUUCGAUCUAGGCAAAGAAGUGCAAGACGCCACGGCCGAACGGCGAAGGAAGAAUGCGGAUCGCUUGCGCGACAGACUCCCGGAAGAUGCAGCGGGAGCAGCAAAGUAUACUCUCACCCCGCCCGAAACGCCAUACGAAGAGCAAGACGCCAACAGCGAGGAAAUCAUGGCUUCCGCCGAUCCAACCCCAGACACCAACAGCAAGCACAACCUCUCCAGCCAACCACCUGAAGAUCUUGUGAAGGGCCUCGCGCCCCUGCGUAAAAUCCCCACGUUGGUCCUGGGCGUGGCAUCUGAUAUCCUCUUCCCGGCUUGGCAGCAGCGCGAGAUUGCCGACACGCUGCGCCGCGCGGGCAAUCGGAGCGUGACGCAUCUGGAGCUGGGGGAGGACCGCAGCCUAUUUGGGCAUGACACGUUUUUGUUGGAUUUGGAGGGGGUGGGUGGGGAGAUUCGACGGUUUUUGGGUUGAGAGACGUGCCCCAUUCAUCAGACUCAUAUACCAUGUAGAGACCGGUACUGCUGAACUAUCAUCUGUCGCCCGGCCGCCUCCUGUUCCUGAUCGUCAUGUAUGUGUGCUUUUCCAUCCCCUUGCUUCUGCCGAUG